CUCUUUUCCUACGCGAUCUUCUUCUCCCCUGCACAUCUUCUCCCUUCCCUACACAAUUUCUUCUCCUUCCCCUUCGCAAGGAACAACCAAAUCUUCGCAGCUCUCCGCCGCUGAUGUGAAGUCCACCGCUACGCGAAGUCGCCGCCACCACCCAAUCAUAACCAUCGCCGCCGCUACCGUGAAGUCCCCGUCGCCGCCAUCGCCGUCGGAGAUCUUCUUCGAAGGUCAAGUUCUCUUCUUUGAUUGUUCUCCCCAUCCUUCCUCCCCUCUUCUCUAGUUCUUCUCCCCAUCCGCUCCAUUUCUUCUUUGGUUGGUAAAAAAUGCCAAGUUCAACUCUGAAAAUGCCAUCAAAAUGACAUUCUUAUUCUACAAAAUUUUUGUAUUUUUCUUUGAAAAUGCCAUUAAGAUGGCAUUCUCGAUUCAUGUUGGAAUUUUGAUAAAAUUUUGGCAUUCGUGCCGUCAACAGCCAGAUCUGCAAAGAUAGAGGCGAGAUUUGCAGUGGCAGAUGCCAAAUUACUUGCGACGGUGGUCGGGUCUACAAGGGCAGCGGUCGGGGGCGGUGGAGGCUACAUGUGACCAGAUCUUCGGCGCCGCCAACAAGAUCUGUAGCGGCGACAACCAUAUCUACAGCGGUGGCGGUAAGAUCUACAAUGGCGGUCGAUUUUGAGGUGGUGGCGACCAGCAACCGACGACUGAUGGUGGUCCGGCGUUCUGGUCAGCGGCGGUAUGAUUUCCAAGCUUGAGUGUUUUUGUCCAAUUACAAAUAAUAAAUUCUAUUAGAGGUUUUUACGAUUAGUGAUUUAUUUACUCCCAAAUCCUAUCUCAUGAAAAAAUCUGAAAUGACGGCAAGGAAGCAGUUUUAAAAUCCCGUGGGUCCCAACCGGGGACUGCCUGUUGUGUUCGUUCUUGACUGGAUAAUAUCACCGCCAAGGCGCAGCCGGUUAAAGGAAGCAACAGUGACGACGUGAUCUUACUAGAAGGUGGCAAGGCACCGGGAUUUCCCAAGAUAAGGUGGAGAGCACCAGAGAAAAGGGGACAGCUGAAUCUGAACAUGAGAUAGGUGCAAUGAAUGACCAAAAGGCACACCAAGAUGCAGGCGAGGGUAAUAAAAAAAUCAGCAAAACUGACCCUAAAGGAGAAAGGGACAUCAUUAAUAAUUUAGUGCAAAGGGGUGGUGCCGGUGAGGUAAAUAUGGAAGCUGAGAUAACUCCUGAUGAUGUUAUGAGGGCCGGAGGGUUAGGAGCUAGAGAUGAUAUUGGUAGUUUCCUCCCUACAGCCAUUGACACAACUGACUUUGAAGCCUCUCUUCUUGAUGCUCGAGAAUAUGAAGAGCCUCAGGAACGUAUAUGCAGACCUGGCCUUGGCUGGACAGACACAACUAAUGAUAAGAAGUGAACCUAUCAUUGCCAUGUCAUCAGGAAGAGAGUUUCUAGGUCCCCCUUCAUGCUGCCACCCUUUUCGACUCUCACUGUUCUCUUCCUGAUAAUACUUUGAACAAGAUCCUAUAAUGUAUGAGUAGUUCUGAUGUCCUUGUUUGUUAAAAAAUACUGAAGGGUUAUGGAGUUGGUGUUAUGCAUCUCUCUGUUAUUCCUUUUUGUUACUUUAUCUUACUUUGUGUAUCACUACUGUGAGAAUCUCAUUCUCCCCUUAGAUCUGAAAUGGAAAUUGGUCUUUGC
Cuscuta europaea is the source of this 1676-nucleotide messenger RNA. The record is from the annotation of a GenBank genome assembly. Lineage: Eukaryota; Viridiplantae; Streptophyta; Magnoliopsida; Solanales; Convolvulaceae.